AGCUGCAAUUAAACUAGUCAGUUGAAUUAUGAUCGAACAAUAGUAAAGAGUGCUUAAUAAAACGAUAUGCUGAACUAUACAUUGCAUAAAAGAUUGUUCAGGCCAAAAUAAAGUUUUUGUUCAACAACUCACGAAAAGAGCUGAACAAACGAAAUUUUUAUUCUGAAAUAUAGCUUUUACUCAACUAUUUACAUUUUGCUCAUUGGAAUACUUAACAAAUGCUUAAUAAACGUUUUACAGUUUUUUAAUGUUCUGUCAAGAUUUGCUGAAAAUUUUGCUUCUGUUUCGCUGUUUGCCCACGGUAUAAAGACGUUCAUUACUCGCGCUGUUCUGCUAUUUGUUUACCUCGAUAUGGAUAAAAUAUAUAAAAAGUAUAAAAAAAGUGGAGCGUAUCACCGAAAAUUGAUAAAAACACGUAAGCAAUAUGAAAACACUCUAAGGCAUUUAUAUUCCCAAACUUACUCGGGAAACAGCAAUUAUGGCUCAGAUUCCGAUUCAGUACCAGAAAAUUCUUCCAUUCGGCAAAAUGUUGAAACACGUAUGUAUAAUUCAUUGAACACAAGCAUACAUUGACGAAACUUGAAUACAUGUUUCAAAUUAUAAAUUUAUAUAUCUAUUCUAGACAAGAAUACACCAGCAAGUAUUAAUGAUAUUUGCAUUAACCUCGUCUCUGAAGUAUCUAAUGAUGACAACAAACAUAAACAACGAACAACGAACGAAACAUUUUGUGAACCACCAAACGAAUCGUCUAAAGAUUUAAGUGACUUUCAUAAUCCUCAGCACAGCAGUAAUUCAGAUGAAGCCCUACGAAUGUGGGCGCUUCGUCAUAAUAUAACCCAUCAUGCUUUAAAAGAUUUACUUAUAUUGAUCAAAUAACAAUACCAUGACGACAACCUGCCUUUGGAUCCAAGAACCCUUCUUGAAACUCCACAAAGUACCGGUAAACUGUGCAUACCGAUAGGGGGUGGUAAAUAUUGGCAUCACGGAUUUAAAGCAUGUUUGGAGAAAUGGUUCAAAAAUUUAUCUACUGAUAUUAUGAUUAGUAUCAAUAUUAACAUUGAUGGUUUACCCGUACAUAAAAGCUCUAAGUUUCAACUUUGGCCAAUUUUAUGCAACGUUCAUGAAUUUCCUUACUUGCAAGCAUUGCCAAUAGGAAUAUUCUAUGGGAAGAGCAAACCUACAGACGUCAACGAGUUCCUAACACCUUUCGUAGAUGAAAUCAUUCCUUGUCUAGAAAAUGGCAUUGUCGUUAAUGAUCACACUAUCAGCAUAAAAUUGAGAUGCUUCAUCUGCGAUUCUCCAGCGCGAGCUUUCGUCAAAGGAGUCGUGAACUUCAACGGAAAAGAUGGAUGCCUGAAGUGUACAAUAAAUGGAGAGUAUUCUUAUUUGUCUCGCACGGUAGUGUUUCCUUCUCUCCAUUGUCCAUUGCGCACUGAUGCGAUAUUCCGUAGGAAAGGUUAUGGGAAGCAUCACACCACUCAGGAAUCACCUUUACAAAGAAUUCCAGGCCUCGAUAUGAUCAAGGAUUUCGUGGUUGCCGAUCCAUUGCAUCUAUUAGAGUUAGGAGUCAUGAAACGCUUAUUAACAGGAUGGCAAGUGGGUAAUCUAGGUUAUACAGGAAAAUUCAGUAGUCAUCAUAUACAACGGUUGUCAGCUGCAAUAGAAAGCAUAAAAUUACCGAAAGAAAAAUUUAUUGAGGAAUUCAUUAGAAUUUAUGGAGAACAGUACAUAACCAGCAACAUUCACAAUCUAGAACAUAUUGUUGGAGAUGUGAACCAAUUUGGUUCCUUAUAUACUAUAUCAGCAUACCCAUUCGAAAGCUACUUAUUCCAAAUCAAAAACCUCGUCCGGCAGGGUAACAAUUGUUUAGAGCAAGUUGUAAACAGGAUGCUCGAGAGGAACGCGAUACACGAGAGAGGAGAUAAAAUGUCCGAAAACAUUACUCCGAAAAUAAUCAGACGAGGAUCUUAUGUUCGCUGUGAAAUUAAAAACGAAUUUAUGAUUAGCAAUUCAUUUAAAGAUGCUUGGUUCUUAACGAAAAAUUUAGAGAUUGUAAAAAUGAUAGAUGCUACGACUGAUUGUAACGGUGGUAUUACUUUGCAUGGCUGUCCCGUACAGAACUACUCCAACUUUUUCGAGCUCCCCAUUCGUUCAUCAUGUUUGUAUAUUUUUCUAGUAAAAUUAUUUUUGAAAUCAGGUAAAACAUAUAACAUAAACGAUAUUACUUGCAAAUUCGUAGCGGUUCCUUACACACAAAACACCAUUGUAUUACUUCCACUUCUCCAUACAAUUUGUGCAGGAUAAUAUCAUGAAAUAUAUCAAAAAUCACAAUCUUAUUACAUUCAUAUACUUUUUCGUGAGACAGUCUGCAAACAUUUUUAUUACAUAAAACAAGGAAAAACAGUUAUAUAUAUGU
Molecule: messenger RNA, 2416 nt
Organism: Toxorhynchites rutilus septentrionalis
Lineage: Eukaryota; Metazoa; Arthropoda; Insecta; Diptera; Culicidae
Exons: 2
Coding region: 1036-2304 (422 amino acids)
Source: RefSeq, a predicted model, not a curated record